This is a messenger RNA of Xyrauchen texanus (razorback sucker), 2567 nucleotides long. Its product is annotated as matrin-3-like. The transcript is spliced from 10 exons. The record is from RefSeq and is a predicted model, not a curated record. Lineage: Eukaryota; Metazoa; Chordata; Actinopteri; Cypriniformes; Catostomidae. Gene Ontology annotation, molecular function: nucleic acid binding; zinc ion binding. Bases 227 to 1984 code for a protein of 585 amino acids.
GUUGUCAUAGUAGCAGCAGCCAGAGACUCAUGUCUUGCAGUUCGAAAUAUUAAUUACAUAAAAACGCGAAGAAAAGCAACAAUACCUCUUUCAGUCUGGAGGGCCAAUGAUUUCUGUGUGUCUUUGAGAUCCAGACUUGCAUUGACGGAUUGUCCUUCUGGGGACUUUUUAAAUUGCUUUGUUCCUCUCUUUUCUCACUGAUUUGAAUUUCCGUCAUUUCAAAACCAUGUCCCAGAAACUGAACAAUGAUGGAGCUCAAAAAGGAUUUUCUGUUGGACGUGGACUUUUGGUAGCCACUGAGACUUUAAACUUUAGUGUGGGUGAGACGCACUCUGAUCCCUAUGCCUCCUCUUCCCAGUCCCAUAGCGGCAUGGCUGGUUUGAUUGGAGGGGAGGGAAAUUACCGGGACUCUCAGCUGCCCCACCGAGCAGGCAGUCACAUUAGCAAUACAGUGAAACUCAUCGCCAGCCUAGGUCUGUCACCAACUGACCUGGAUGCCCUGGCACAGGUUCCAGAGGAUAACAUCAGCAUGGAGACCUUGCCCCAACUUAUCAUGCAACUUAAGAGCGGCAAGAUGGAAGCAGGCCACCGCAUGGGUGGCGAACUCUCAAGAUUUUCUUCAGAGAUUACUUCCUACCGAGGUAGCCGAGAGGAUUGGGGCAACAUGCAGGGUGGAAGACUGGACAUUUCCAGUGGUCAGAAUCAAAGCCGUUCACAAGGUGACUUUGGUUCCAUGUGCGAUACUUCUGAUCGAGGGUAUGACAUGUUAGAUUGUGGCAGCAGAGAGGGACAAUAUUCUGAGCUUUCCCAGAACUCCUACCGCAGCCUUGGCAUGUCCACGUCAUCGGCAUCUGACGACAUGUUCAUGCAGAGAAGAAUGGGUUCCCUGUCCCAGGGAAAAGUGCAAGAUUUAUUGGGAGUCAUGCCCUCCAUGUUUCCCUGUGUGUGUGCCCUUUGUGAUUUUGAUGUUCACUCUGACAUGGAAUGGACUCAGCACACAACUGGGAUUCGUCAUUCUGAAAACUGCAGACUCCUUCUGCAAAUGUACCCAGACUGGGAUCCUCACUUGCCCUUGACUCGCAUGGCAACUUCCCUUUCACUGGACACAAAGAGUCGUCAAGAUGCAUUGCUGGGAGUAGCUCCAAUGGGUGCUGGUCAACAAAGAUCAGGGAUGAGCUCCAACUGGGGGUCUGAUUCCAGUAUGGGAAUGACAAAUAAAAGUUCAUCAUAUGCAGCAGCUCCAAAGAUAAGAAGUAGAGUGGUUGUGGUAAAAUAUGACAGGAAACCACUUUCAUCAAACACUCUGUUUGCUUUGGCAAAACCCUUUGGCACCAUCCAUAAGCAUAUUGUGCUGAAUCACAAGGCUUUCCUGGAGCUCCAGACACAUGAGGAAGCUUUGGCCAUGGCAAAUUACUACCAGCGUAAUCCUGCCACUUUAAACGGGAAAGAGAUCGAGAUUUAUUUGUCAAAGGAACUGAUGGUAAUAAAGAAAUGUAGAAGGCCAAACAGAUACACUACACCUGUGAAGGAAGGAGACAACCAGAACAAUCUAGCCACGAUGGACCCAGUGGAGGAAUCCACUCUCCGCUCCACCCUGUCUCAGCAGGAAGCUUUACUGGGACGUCAGCAGGAUCAGAUCUCCGCUUCUAACCGGGCUCUGGAGAUGAUGGCGUCGCAGCUCGCCCAGCUCACCUCUGUCGUUCAACAACUCCGGCAGCCUUCCGAAGCCUGUCCCAUCCGAGUGGAUCAAUGUCUGGCCCUACGCCGCUGCCAUUCUCCACCUAACCAGGCAGCUGACCACCAUACCACAGUUUCAGCCAGAUCACUGGAAUCACGGUCCAACGCAGAGCCCAUGCUGGACGGGAGGGCCCGGGUUUCUCAUAAGGAGAAGCGGCGACGCCUCAUUCAAGGACUCUGUUUUUAUUGUGGCCAGUCUGGUCAUGUCAAAGCCUCCUGUCCAGUAAAUGACACCGCUCAUCAGUAGGCAGGGGGUUACUGGCGAGUGCAACACCCCUGGACAAAACCUUUGGAUUAUGCACUCUUCUCCCUGCUUGGCAGGAGGCAUCGCUUGGGGUGGGGGUAGGCUACUCUCACGGUUCUGGUGAGUUCGUUGGUCUGUUCUGUUUGUUUUGAUAUUUCUCUCCCUCGUGUGUCUCAGGUGCAGUCGGCGUGCUUGAUCAGCAUUUCCAUGCCACUUAUUAGCUUGCGUGCAGUACCUGUUUCUCCACUGAUACACUACCCAUUUAAUCCUUUCAUUGUGUCAUGUUCUUUACUAGAUUUAUGUUUGGUGUUAAAGUAACUCACCUCACUCUCUGCCUAGUUGAUCCUGUUUCUUGCAUCUGUUUUGGUUGCCCAUCUCUGCCCGCAUGUCGGGAAUGUGGUUACCUUCCUGUUUGCUGUGCUCUUGUACUCUUCUCGGAGGAUUCCUCAGGGAUCUGCUCACUGCCCGGCCAUGGCGCACACACCUUGAUGAACACACCUAUCACCUUCUUACUGCAGACAGUGCCGGGUUCUCCAUGCUUCACCAGCCCAGAUUAUGUUAUAAUUUAUUGUUAAUAAAUUAUUUG